AUGCGACAAUUUGCUUUGCGAUGGCUGGCCUUGAUGAUCCCGCUUGCUAUCUUCUUCCUCUUCCUCUCUCGCAACACGUCGGCCUAUACCACAGUCAACAAGAUCGUCGUCCCCGGGACUCUGAUCGCAGCAGCAACUCGAAUAAGCAACGAAGCUGGAGAAGACCGGCAUGCGCCCCAUGUUGACGAUGCCAAGACCAUCGAUAUCGGUCCCUUCUGGCGGAAAUGGAGCCAGAUCAUGUACGACGCCCGCCCGGAUCCCACGACCACCGUCCAACUCCGAGGCACGGCGAGCAUCUUUGAGCCGUCCGACCCCAACGCGUCGCGGAAGCCAUACUACGACCUCGUAAGCAACGAGCGGGAGUCUCUCGUUUCAGCUAUCGGCCGACCGCAUACCCGAUUUGUCAAAGAGCUGCUGGAGAACAUUGCGGGCGACGAGUCCAUAUUCCAGGGGCGCGGCAUUGUUAUGGUCGGUGGCGGAGAGUAUUUCGGCCCGGCUAUUGUGAGCAUUCAUAUGCUGCGACGCGCCGGUUGUACACUGUCAGUCGAGGUUUUCGUGCCCGACGACGAUGAGUAUGAGGUCGAGGUCUGCGAAAGCUACCUCCCCAAGCUCAAUGCGCGGUGCGUCGUGCUUGCGCACAUCCUAGCGCAGAGCAGUGUCGACGGCGCCAAGCUGGCUAUCAGGCACUACCAGCUCAAGGCGCCGGCCCUGUUGUUCUCCUCGUUCGAGGAGGUGCUGUUGCUCGACAGUGACAGCAUUCCCGUGGCUGAUCCGACCACCGACAUCUUCGAGACGGAGCCGUACAUUUCGAGUGGGCUCAUCGUAUGGCCCGAUUUCUGGGGUGCGACUGAGUCGCCCAAGUUCUGGAGUGUUGUCGGAGUUCCUGGAUUCCCCGCGAAUUUGCCCGCGACGUCGAGCGAAGCCGGCCAACUCGUGGUCAAUAAGAGAACACAUCUCGCGCCUCUUCUGCUGGCCACCUACUACAACGUGUUUGGGCAUCUAUAUUACCCGCUUCUUAGUCAAGGUGCGCUGGGGCAGGGUGACAAGGAGACGUUCAUGGCUGCUGCCGUUGUUCUGAAUGCGACCUAUUACCGCGUGAAGACACCGGUUGGUAACAUUGGCAGAGACGACGGGAGAUCCUACCGGGGAACUGCCAUGGUCCAGCAUCUCCCCAGUGACGAUCUUGCCAAGAGCCAAGGAAAGCCGGGCACGGUCCGUCCAGCGUUCCUGCACUCCAAUACGCCCAAGAUGAACGCGGGCCACCUGGUGGACGAGGGUGACCUGGUGUCGGCGGACGGCAAGUCGAGGCUCAGAUUGCUCGGCUCCAAGUCGGACCAACAGAAGCUGUUUGGGUUCGACCUGGAGAGCAGUGUUUGGGAUCUGCUAGUGCAGACGGGCUGUGAGUUGGCUGGUGUCAUUCGGGACUGGAACUCCCGCAAGAGGCUCUGCGAUAGGUUAGAGGAGCACCAUCAGAAGGUCUUCCAUGACGAGCGGCAAUCGCCAGGAGGCAUUUACCGCUGA
Molecule: messenger RNA, 1521 nt
Organism: Anthostomella pinea
Lineage: Eukaryota; Fungi; Ascomycota; Sordariomycetes; Xylariales; Xylariaceae
Source: the annotation of a GenBank genome assembly